AUGGCAUCGAGAGACGGCUACUCGUGGACAAAGGCCGACGGCCUGCGCCCCGGCGUGCCCUGCAUCGGCGCCAUCCAGCCGCCGAGCAACAUUGCGUCGUCGUCGUCGUCGCCGUCGACCGAGUUUGACGUCAUUGUCGUGGGCGCCGGCUACGCGGGCCUCACCGCCGCGCGCGAUGCCAGCGUCGCAGGCUUAAAAGUGCUGCUGCUGGAAGCGCGCGACCGCAUCGGCGGCCGCUCGUGGUCCUCCAACAUUGACGGCUACCCGUACGAGAUGGGCGGCACGUGGGUGUACUGGGGCCAGGCGACCGUCUGGCGCGAAAUCGCAAGGUACGGCAUGCAGGACGAGCUGGAGAGCUCGUACGACUUUUCGCGCGGCAUCAACAAGUUUCUGCUCGCUAGCACGGGCGGCACGCAGUCCUUUACCCACGAGGAAGAGGACGCCUUGAUGCAGUCGGGCCUGGCCAAGCUGUUCAACGUCGACGGCAAGGACGGCCGCGACGCGCUGCCCAUGCCGCACAGCGCGCACCUCUCGCCGUCGGACCGGCGCUUCGACGGCAUGUCGGUCGCGGACCGGCUCGCCGAGAUGGGCGGCCAGCUGACGCCGACCGAGCGGCUGUGCCUCGAGGGCUUCGUGCUGCUGUGCAGCGGCGCGACGCUCGCCACCACCAGCUUCUACGAGAUGCUGCACUGGUGGGCGCUCAGCGGCUACACGUACGAGGGCUGCGUCAACCACCUCGUGCGCUUCAAGUUCCGCGCCGGCCAGUCCUCCUUUGCCGUGCGCUUUCUCGGCGAGGCCCUCGCGUCGGGCAACCUGUCGUAUGCGUUCAGCGAGCCCGUCGCCGCGGUCCGCGAUGGUGGCGCACAGGGGUCCGUCACGGUCACGACGAGGAGCGGCAGGACGUUUGCGGCCAAGCGCGUCAUUUCCGCGCUGCCGCUCAACGUGCUGGAUACGGUCGCGUUCGAGCCGCCGCUGCAGGAGGGCAAGGCGGCGGCGGCGAGGACGGGACAUGUCAACCAGACCGUCAAGGUGCAUGCUGAGAUUCGCGAGCGUGAGUUGCGCUCGUUUACGGGCGUUAGUUACCCGCACAAUGGCUUGAUAUACGGGUUUGGAGACGGCGAGACGCCGGCGGGCAACACGCACGUCGUCGCGUUUGGCGGCCAGCACAAGCACUUUCACCCGGAAGACGACAUUGACCGAACCAUUGCCGAGUUCCACGGCUUCACGCCCAUGAACGUAGAACGCUUGGUGAGUGCCAUCCGCAACUACAAGCUGUGCCGCCGUGGGGGGCGAUUGAUUGCUGACCGAAGAGGGCAGGUUUUCCAUAAUUGGUCACGCGACGAGUUUGCAAAAGGCGCAUGGUUCUUCCCCGCGCCGGGUCUGCUGGCGUCGCACUUUGAGGACCUCCGAGCCCGCCAGGGCAACAUCUUCUUUGCCAGCUCCGACUGGGCCUCUGGCUGGCGCAGCUUCAUCGAUGGCGCCAUCGAAGAAGGAACGAGAGCGGCCGCGAGUGUACGGGCUGAUUUGAUAGGCCGGUCGAAAAUUUAA
Cordyceps militaris CM01 is the source of this 1548-nucleotide messenger RNA. Its product is annotated as monoamine oxidase N. Gene Ontology annotation, molecular function: oxidoreductase activity. NCBI's taxonomy places the organism in Eukaryota, Fungi, Ascomycota, Sordariomycetes, Hypocreales, Cordycipitaceae. The transcript is spliced from 4 exons. The record is from RefSeq and is a predicted model, not a curated record. Bases 1 to 1548 code for a protein of 515 amino acids.